Messenger RNA from Teleopsis dalmanni, 1661 nucleotides. RefSeq names its product inhibitor of growth protein 3 (gene Ing3). The record is from RefSeq and is a predicted model, not a curated record. Gene Ontology annotation, cellular component: NuA4 histone acetyltransferase complex. Gene Ontology annotation, biological process: regulation of DNA-templated transcription. The coding region runs from base 4 to 1539 and encodes 511 amino acids. NCBI's taxonomy places the organism in Eukaryota, Metazoa, Arthropoda, Insecta, Diptera, Diopsidae. The transcript is spliced from 5 exons.
AAUAUGUUAUAUUUAGAGGAUUAUCUUGAAAUGAUUGAGCAUUUGCCUCAAGAGUUAAGAGAUCGUUUCACGGAAAUACGUGAAUUAGACUUAAACGUACAAAAUAACAUAGAUACAAUAGAAAAAAAGACUAGUUCAUUCUUGCAGCAAUGCAAAAGAUCUGAAAUUAAUGAAGAAGAAAUUGAAAAUGGUACACAAAAGAUACAUGAUGAUUAUAUCAAAGUAAUGGAGGACGCCGACGAAAAGGUAUCAAUAGCCACGCAAGCACAUGAGUUAGUUUUGCGUUACUUACGGCGUUUGGAUACUGAAUUAUUUAAAUUUAAAUGUGAAUUAGAAGCUGAUCACAAUGGUAUCACAGAAGUGUUGGAAAGACGUUCUUUAGAAAUGGACAGUUUCUCAAAUACAUCAGCUGCAAUGUUUAAUGCACUACAAAAAGAAAAUCUUUACUACAAUUCGCCUAGUCUGUCUGCACACAAUAAUCAUAGUGUGAUGGGCCAUUCAGGUGGUAUAACAUUGCCAGCUACACCUAAUACCACCACAAAAGAUAAUCGUUAUCGUACAACGAAAGCUGAGAAACGACGUGAUAGCAACACAUUACCUACAAUACCAGAAAAACGUACAAAUCUAAAUACUAAUAUAAUACCGACAGCAGCACCAAUUACUGUAGUACGUCCCGUAACUCCUGCAGCUCAUACUCAUAAUGUUAUAAAUGCAGGAGGUGUAGCAUCACCUAGUCCAGGUCCCGCAAAUGUUAGUUACAAUUUACAACAAAUAAGUAAUUCUGGUUCCAAUGCUAUCGCUGUAGCUGCAAGUCAAGCUAUUGUAGCUACACAACAAAUGCAACAAGGUAGACGUACGGCUAGUUUGAAAGCAAGCUAUGAAGCGAUAAAUGGUGCCACUGGGCCUACAGAAUUUUGGAUUAGCCGUGAUAUGGCAAGUGCUGCCCCAACGGCCACACAAAAUUCACCCACACCCACCACUACUGAAAAGAAACAAAAGAAAAAAAUAAACACAAACCAAGCAUUUGCCAACGCUGCAGGUGUCAAUACUGCACCUCCGUCAACAAUUUCUUUGGCUUCUUCGUCCUCGUCAUCAUCAUCAUCCGUUGAUUUAUUACCAUCAGUAGCUGUUGUUGCUGCUACUGCUACAGCGAAUUCAACCAACAUUCCAAGUUUAAGUUUAACAAGUACAACACCAAGUUUAGCGAAUGCAGCAAUUAAUAAUACUAAUCGUGCCAGUUCUGUUGCUUCAUCAGCAACAGCUACAACUCCCAUUGUUACGGAUACAAAUCCUGUAACCGAUAAUGGUUUAAGUGUCGAUCAGAUACAAGAUGGUGAUUGGACUUAUGAUCCAAAUGAACCACGUUAUUGUACUUGUAAUCAAGUAUCAUACGGUGAUAUGGUAGCUUGUGAUAAUGAAGCUUGUCCAUAUGAAUGGUUUCAUUAUCCAUGCGUUGGCAUUACUCAACCACCUAAAGGCAAAUGGUACUGUCCAAAAUGCACUACUUCAAUGCGUAGACGAGGAGGACGAAAAAAUUAAACUAAUAUGUAUGAUGUUUUCAAUUAAAAGCAAUAAUUACAUUCAUAACCGUAAAAUAUGAACUUCAUUAUUAUAAAAUAAAGGAAAAUUAUGCUUUGCUUACAAUGAAACCAUUUUUUUUU